This is a messenger RNA of Theobroma umbraticum, 822 nucleotides long. NCBI's taxonomy places the organism in Eukaryota, Viridiplantae, Streptophyta, Magnoliopsida, Malvales, Malvaceae. The record is from RefSeq and is a predicted model, not a curated record.
AUGUGGCAGACACCUUGGAUGCAUCAAGGUUCCGUUUCAAUUGCAGGGAAGGAUCUGCACUGGUAUGCAAGGGAUAAAAAAUCUGGGGGAUCAGAUGUAGAGGCUCUAAGAGAAGAAAUUGGAAGAGUUAAGGAAGAGGAGGAGCAAGCUAUGAGGGAGGCUCUUGGACUGGCUCCUAAACGUUCUAGUCAACCUCAAGGCAAUCGCCUUGAUAAGCAUGAGCUUUCGGAACUUGUGAAGCGGGGUUCUACUGCAGAGGACUUGGGUGCAGGCCAUGCUGAAGCAGCACGAGUCCAUGGUCUUGGUUUCUCAAGAGUGCCACGCCCAUGGGAAGAUCCAAGUACCCUUCCCUCCGGUCAGAAGGAAGCCUCAACCGAGACGGUCAAGGUGGAUGAGCAGUUGCCAUCAACCACCAACACUGUAGAAAAAGAAUCAGAGGAUGAAAGCAGCAGGAAGAGAAGGAAGCAUGAGGAGAAGAGACAGGAAAAGCAUGAGAAGCGUGAGAGGCAUGAGAAGCGUGAGAGGUAUGAGAAGCGAGAGAGACGCGAGAAGAGUGAGAGAUAUGAGAAGCGUGAAUCUCAUGAUUCAUAUGAAAAGAAAAGACGGAGAAAGGAUAAGGAAAAGAGGAGGCACGAUUCGGACUCAGAUUGAACAUCUUUGUGACCUUCAUCAUCAUUUGUGUUAUUUCUGCCUAAAUUGAAAAUGAAAACGAAAAUUUCAAAGUAAUUCAUAUGAUAGUUUGUCUUUUUUAGUGGAUGCAAUGGUAGGAAAUUAUGAAUCAUUCCGAGUGAUUUGUUUGAAGAAAUUUGCAGAAAGAAUGUA